AUGUUAUUACACCUAAUCCCCCAAGCCCUCGGGUCCUUGCUCGUCCUCCUCCACAUGUCAUCGCCGGCCCUGGCCUGGGACCACCUCGACCGCAAGCACCCCAACCACCGCACGCUCUCCACCUUCCGCUGGACGCGGCCCUUCCUCGACCUGGAACUCAAGGUCCCAAACGCGCACGCCGACCCCAAGAACCAGGACCGCGACAUCCCGGGCGGCUUCCACGUCUACUGCGAGGCGACCAAGACCUUUGCUGCGCGGCAGCUGACGGCGGCGGACCUGCACAGGCCGGCCCCGGACGGCCUCGAGCCCUGGGCCGCCGCGCUCGACGUCGCCCUCCACCAGCGCGUCUACCCGGGCGGCUGGGACGGAGAGGAGCUCAUCGGCGACGGCAUGCAGGUCCUGGUCAUGGAGUACAGCGACGUUCCACCCUCGGUCAGGCGCUUCGUCGAGCAGGAAGGGGUCGACGCCCACACGGCCAAGCGCUGGCAGUUUGGCGUCUACGACAAGCCCGGCAGGGCUGGGAAGCAGAGGCGCGUGGCGUUUGGCGAGGGUUCCAGCUACGUCGAGGACCGUCCCACCGCACCCGAGGACAAGGUCAUGAUCUUUGCGCCGGGGGCGCUCUAUGACAUCUUGCCGCUUUGGGUAGCUGACGAUAGCGCGUGCAAGAAGCAAUUCCUAGAUCUGGACAAGUACGUCAAGCACGCCGAACACAACCGCGUCAUCGCGUGGCCCAUGACGCACACUGAGCCCGACCCGGCCCCCGGCGGCAGGAAGACCAUCUUCUUCCAGAUCAGGGCCAGCCUGCUGCUGGAGACGGUGCAGGGGCGACGGCACAGGGAGGCGUGGAAGAACCUUCACCUGCAGGCCAGCAGGGCCGAGAGGAGGCUGCAAAGGGACGAGAGGAAGAAGGGACAAGGCAGGAGGCGGGUGGAUGCGAUCUGGCACGACGAGUUAUAG
Messenger RNA from Pyricularia pennisetigena, 957 nucleotides. RefSeq lists its product as uncharacterized. The coding region runs from base 1 to 957 and encodes 318 amino acids. The transcript has 2 exons. The record is from RefSeq and is a predicted model, not a curated record. NCBI's taxonomy places the organism in Eukaryota, Fungi, Ascomycota, Sordariomycetes, Magnaporthales, Pyriculariaceae.